AUGGGUUAUGAUUCUUCAAGAUCACAAGCACCAUCUUUGACAUCACGCUCCUCCAGAUGUAGUCGUGUUUAUGUGAACCAUCUGACGCAUGAGGGUGAGUCUGCCUGUUACCUGGCAGCGCAGCGUGGACACCUGGAGGUGGUCCAACUGCUCCUCAAAGCACACGCUGAUAUCAACCAGCUCACUAAUGACUUGUCCUGUCCUCUUUAUGAAGCUGUUAGCCACGGGCACACAAAUGUUGUAGAACUGCUGGUAAGCAAAGGUGCUGAGGUCAGCAGAAUACACACAGAGUCCAGCUGGACCUGCCUGCACCAAGCUGCAUAUAAGGGCCACACUGAGAUCGUGCGCAUUCUUGUUAAUAAAUGCAACCCGGAGGCAGUAGAUGAUCACAGGAUUUCCCCGUUAUUUGUGGCUGCACAGUACGGACAGAGGGGGUGCCUGGAAAUACUCGUUAACGCCGGUAUUCUGGAUCGAAGGGUGGCAGAAAAGUCCUGGGAUCCACAUCCAUGUUUCGACUCCGUCCCCUGUCUUUCACACAUCUGCCGGCUGCAGGUCAGAGCACUGCUGGGACCAGAUAUCCUGAUGAGGACCAAUGUCGUCCAGCAGCUUCCUGUCCCCAACUGGCUUCAUGAAUUUCUUAAAUUCAGGGAGAUCCCAGAAGCUUCGUACACACAUGCGCCACCAUCACCUAUUUCACAGCGACUCUGGGAAUAUCCCAGUAUACACCAGCACAGACAUAACCACAUCCAUAUUCUUUAUUAAAUGCAAAUAUCUGAGUCUGGUUCAUCAUUUUAUGCACAUUCCUAUUUGGAGUAUGGCUGGAUUGGAGGUUUAAACAGAAGAAUGUCAGGUACAGAAGAGGGACAAAUUAAUAGAAAAACCAAAAAGCCUCUUACUAAGGUGUUGGACCACCAGAACAGCACUACUGCUCCUUUAUGUUUAUUCUUGAAAUGUCUGGAAAGUCACUGGAGCGCUGGACACUAUUCUUCCAAAAGAUAUUCCCUCAUAUGUUUGAUGCUGUUGGAGAGGACUGUCUAA
This is a messenger RNA of Oreochromis niloticus (Nile tilapia), 1038 nucleotides long. Its product is annotated as ankyrin repeat and SOCS box protein 3. Gene Ontology annotation, molecular function: protein binding. Bases 1 to 762 code for a protein of 253 amino acids. NCBI's taxonomy places the organism in Eukaryota, Metazoa, Chordata, Actinopteri, Cichliformes, Cichlidae. The record is from RefSeq and is a predicted model, not a curated record. The transcript is spliced from 7 exons. Gene Ontology annotation, biological process: intracellular signal transduction.